Messenger RNA from Saprolegnia diclina VS20, 2877 nucleotides. RefSeq lists its product as hypothetical. The transcript is spliced from 2 exons. The record is from RefSeq and is a predicted model, not a curated record. The annotation marks the transcript as partial. Gene Ontology annotation, biological process: transmembrane transport. Lineage: Eukaryota; Oomycota; Saprolegniomycetes; Saprolegniales; Saprolegniaceae. Gene Ontology annotation, molecular function: ABC-type transporter activity; ATP hydrolysis activity; ATP binding. Gene Ontology annotation, cellular component: membrane.
AUCAUUCGCGCUGUCGAGGCGCCCGUUCUUGACACGACGUACGUACUCCAGCUCAUUGGGUCGCUCUACCUGGUUCAAGUGACGGCCGCGUUCGUCAAGGGUCAUUUGACGUACCUCAACGACGUCAUUGGCAUCCAGUUCUCUUCAGCGCUGCGCUCGAUGCUCUUCAAGAAGGCUCUGCGCUUGGACGCCGCGUCCAAGAAGGAGAAGACCGCCGGUGAUAUUGCCAACCUCUUUUUGAUCGACACCUACAACGUCAUGAGCUUUGCGACAAGCAUCCACUCGAUGUGGAUCGUACCGCUUCAAAUCGCAAUUGUCCUCCAUCUCCUCUACACGAUCGUGGGCUGGGCCAUCUUUGUCGGCCUCGGCGCCGUCGUUCUCAUCCUGGUCAUCAACGGCAUCUUCGCCUGCCUCAUGGCUAGCGAGCAAGAACGCUGUUUCAAGCUCAAGGACGACCGCAUGAAGGUCAUCAACGAGAUCUUUGGCGCGAUUCAGAUCAUCAAGUUCAACGCGUGGGAAGAAAAGUUCCUCGCCAAGAUCCGCAACCUCCGCGUCAUCGAGUUUGAAUCGACCAAGAAGCUCAUGCGCAUCAUCGUUGUCCUCAUCUCGUUCAUGAACUGCACCCCCGUGCUCGUCACCGUCGUCGUCUUCGCGACGUUCACGCUCUGGAUGCAGCAAGCACUGACGGUCACGAUCGUCUUUUCGACGCUCGCGCUCUUCAAGUCGCUCCAAGAUGCGCUUGUGAACCUCCCGAUGGUGAUUUUGGCCAUGGUCCAGUCGCUUGUUUCGGCCAAGCGCAUCAACGACGUGCUCUUGAUGGACGAAGUGGACCCGACCAACGUCUCGACGCCGUCCGACCCGAUCGCGUCCGUCUACGCCAAGGACCAGGUCGUGCUCGCCAUCGACAAUGCCUCGUUCACGUGGGACAGCACCACGACGCCCACGUUCACGAACGUCAAUCUCCGCAUCACGCGCGGCGAGCUCGUCGUGCUGCAUGGCGCGGUCGGCCAAGGCAAGUCGUCGCUCUGCUCGGCGCUCCUCGGCGAGAUGCAAAAGCUCACUGGCUCGGUGUUUGUCGGCGGCCAAGUGGCCUACUUUGCGCAGCAGGCUUGGAUCCAAAACACCACGAUCCGCGAAAACAUUCUCUUUGGCAAGCCGUACGACCGCAGCACGUACCAAAAGGUCCUCGACGCGUGUGCGCUGCAGAGCGAUCUCGCGUCGCUGCCGGCCGGCGACCGCACCGAGAUUGGCCAGAAGGGCAUCAACCUCAGCGGCGGCCAGAAAGCGCGCAUCGCUUUGGCCCGAGCUUGCUACAGCGACGCCGACAUCUUCAUUUUGGACUCGCCCUUGUCGGCCGUCGACGCGAUCGUGGCCAGCGAGAUCUUCACCAAGUGUUUCCUCGGCCUCUUGGCCAAGAAGACAGUGCUGCUCGUGACGCACAACCCCGAGAUCAUCGAGUCGGCGGCGGUCGCCCGGACGCUGCUGGUGCAAGACGGCCGGCUCAUCGAGUCAACGCAUGACUCGCCGCGCACGCGUCAAGAAGCAACGUCGGCGGUGACGCCGCUCAAGGCCCGGACGCCGUACUGGGAAGAGUCGGAGAUCAUCGAGUACCCGGCGCCGGGGCCGCGCCACGAGAUGCUGGUGACGCCGUCGCUGCGCACGCCGUACAGCUACAACGCGCGCGAGAUGCUGUACACGCCGCGCGAGCCGGCUGCGGGAGAGUCAUUUGAAGAGUCGGGUCGUCUCAUCGCCGACGAAGAGCGGGCUGAAGGGCGUGUCUCCAAGGAAGUCAUCUACGGCUACGUUCAAAGCAUUGGCGGCGCCCCCGCGGUCGCUGCGAUCAUCGUCUUGACGCUGUUGACGCAAGUGCUCAAGGUCGGCAGUGACUUUUGGCUCACGUAUUGGUCCAACAACGUCCAGCAGGGAGCCAACGCCACCAUGACCGUCGACAGCAACAUGGACAUUUACGCGGGCCUCGCCAUCGGGAGCUGCCUCAUGGUGGCAGCGCAGACGUAUCUCGUCGUGGAGCUCGGCCUCGUCGGGUCCCAGCGCAUGUUUGACGGCAUGUUGCGCAGUCUCUUGGAGGCGCCGAUGCGCUUUUUCGACACCAACCCGAUCGGGCGCGUCCUCAACCGGUUUGGUGACGACAUCAUGGCAGUAGACUUUGGCAUCCCGCUCUCGCUCGGCCCGAUGCUGUUUGAAGUCUCGUCGACGCUCGCGGCGCUCGGCACGACGAUCGUGCUCAUGCGCUGGCUCGGGAUCCUCGUGCUGCCGCUUCUUUACAUUUACAUCACUCUCGGUGCGUUCUUCUUGGAGCCGCUGCGUGAAGUUGGUCGCAUUUUCAAAACGACGCGGUCGCCGCUUAUCAGCUCCGUCUCGGAAGGCAUUGACGGCUCGACGACGAUCCGCGCAUUUGGCGACAAGCAGCUCCGCCGCUUCUACCGGCUCAACACGCAAAAGAUCGAGACGUAUUCUGAAGCCCGCGUGGCCAUCACCGCCAUCACCGUGUGGUUCUCGCUGCGUAUGUCGCUUCUCGGUAGCACGAUUGUCGCGCUCAUUUUGCUGGCGCUCGUCUUCCUCCACGAGUCGGUGAGCCCCGGGAUCGUCGGCCUCUUGAUCACAUACGGUCUCUCGAUUCCGGGCACGCUGGCCUUGCUUGUCGGCCUCUGGUCCCAGCUCGAGACGUCCAUGAUCGCACCCGAGCGCAUCCAAGAGUACAUUGCGAUCGAGUCCGAGGGCGCCCGCGUCACCUCUGUCGCCACCGCCAACUGGCCCACGACCGGUGUCGUCACCUUUGACAACGUCAGCUUCCGCUACAAGCCUAACGACCCGCUCGUGCUCAAGCACGUCUCGUUCGAGGCAAGAGCAGCCUCAUGA